AUGCAGACCCUGCGAAGGAAACCAAGAAAAGCGCUACCUCUUCAGGACGAGGCAGCCGAAGGUCUGUUGGACGCUACCCUGACCUUGGUAGGAAUCGCUCAGAUGGGGACGACCAAGACUGGCAAGGAAGAUUGGCGCCACUUUCUCAAGCUCUGCAUUUCCGGCAUCCCUCUUUCGUAUCGCUCUCAAGUGUGGUCCGAAUGCUCUGGCGUGAAUGAAAUGGCAGAGCCUGGGCGGUACGAGGAAUUACUAAGCGAACAUAACGGCGAACAAAAUCAAUGCCUCACGCAAAUUGACCUCGACGUCCAUCGCACCAUGCCAACGAAUGUCUUUUUCGGAGGCGAUGGGCCAGGGGUUCCCAAGCUCCGUCGUGUACUAGUCGCCUUUUCAUGGUACGAUGUAGAAAUUGGUUAUUGCCAGGCGAUGAACAACAUUGCGGCAACGCUGCUCCUUACCGAGCCAAGCGAAUCGAAGAGCUUCUGGCUACUGGUCUGCUUGAUUGAGAAGAUCAUGCCGCGCGACUACUAUACGUCGCACCUCCUCACUUCUCAAGCCGACCAGAGGGUGUUGAUCGAGUACACCGGCGAGCUCCUUCCCAAGAUUUGGGCGCACAUCGAGGGCCUCGGCGUCGAUCUUCCAGCCGUCACUUUUGCAUGGUUUCUGUCCCUUUACACCGACUGUCUCCCGGUGGAAGUCCUUUUCCGCGUGUGGGAUCUGCUCUUCGUGGAAGGGAUGGUUACUCUCUUCCGCGUGGCACUUGCCAUACUUGAGCUUCACGAGGAGGCUAUCUUGGAGACCCAAUCAGCGGCUGCUUUUUACAGCCUUAUGCAUAGGACAACCGGCCAGCUUUUUCACGCAGAUAAGCUCGUUCAAGCUGCGUCUACGCUCCGCGAUAGAGUCAAGCACACUGAUAUUACGAGCCGCAGAACAUAUCACAUUGAUGCCUUGCGCCAAGAACUAGGUCUUUGA
This is a messenger RNA of Tilletiaria anomala UBC 951, 969 nucleotides long. RefSeq names its product TBC-domain-containing protein. The coding region runs from base 1 to 969 and encodes 322 amino acids. The record is from RefSeq and is a predicted model, not a curated record. NCBI's taxonomy places the organism in Eukaryota, Fungi, Basidiomycota, Exobasidiomycetes, Georgefischeriales, Tilletiariaceae. The transcript has 2 exons.